Molecule: messenger RNA, 1491 nt
Organism: Mus musculus (house mouse)
Lineage: Eukaryota; Metazoa; Chordata; Mammalia; Rodentia; Muridae
Gene: Cdc42ep2
Product: CDC42 effector protein 2
Exons: 2
Coding region: 372-1016 (214 amino acids)
Biological process (GO): actin cytoskeleton organization; regulation of cell shape; positive regulation of pseudopodium assembly
Cellular component (GO): membrane; microtubule cytoskeleton; cytoskeleton
Molecular function (GO): small GTPase binding; GTPase activator activity
Source: RefSeq, marked validated
CUGGUCCUCUAUCCUAGCCGCACAGCUCUGCAGCUUUGCCCGCGCUCCUCAAGCUUCUCAACUCUGGACUAAGAAUCUUGGAACAAGAGCAAACCCCACUGCUGUUGAGGAGACCUCACCUUUCUGCCUCCAGCUCUCCAAAGGGACUUGCAUCCAUCUAGAAGAGAGGAGGGUGUAUUCACCACCCUGUCUUUGUUGGCCUUUAAUCUAACUUUACCUGACACCUUGGGCCAACUUUGAUCACAUCUCACCCUCUACUUUUGUUUUGUUUUUGGCAAGAGUGGACAUUGGCCCUCUGGAGCCUGUUUUGGGCAGAGGGUGUUGAGAGAGUACUGAGGACUGAGCGGCCAGGACUGUGUGCUGAAGUCACCAUGUCCACCAAGGUCCCCAUCUAUUUGAAACGUGGCAGCCGCAAAGGCAAGAAAGAGAAGCUUCGGGACCUGCUGUCCUCAGACAUGAUCAGCCCACCACUUGGGGACUUCCGUCACACUAUUCACAUUGGCAGCGGUGGCGGAGAUGACAUGUUUGGGGACAUCUCCUUCCUGCAGGGCAAGUUCCAUCUCCUUCCAGGAACAGCGGUGGAAGAGGCUGAGGAGGAUGGCAGCUUUGACCUUCCCUUCCAGUUUACUCGCACUACAACCGUGUGUGGGCGAGAGCUCCCUGAUGGGCUGUCACCUCUGCUCAAAAACGCCAUCUCCCUCCCUGUAAUUGGUGGCCCCCAGGCCCUCACUCUGCCUACAGCCCAGGCUCCACCUAAGCCUCCUCGCUUGCACCUUGAAUCUCCACAGCCUUCUCCACAGCCUUCCCCACAGGGGGCAGGAAAUGUGGACGUCUGGAGGAUUCCAGAGGCUGGCUCGCCCCACAAUGGGAUGAGCCCUGAGCCGGAGGCCGAGGAGCCCUUCCUGUCCCAUGCCAGCUCCCUGCUGUCCCUGCAUGUGGACCUGGGGCCUUCGAUCCUGGAUGAUGUCCUCCAGAUUAUGGAUCACGACCUAGGCCGCGUGCAGAUUCCUACAUAAAACCCUCGGCUGGCCAGGCAGGUCGCCCAGGCUGUGCUGAUGCCUGGAGACAUCUAUGGGCAUUGGCCCUGACCUAGGAGUCAGGAUCCCAGGUCACACCUAUGGGUGCUGGCUAGUGACUGCCAUUUUGAGCCUUUGUUUUCCCUUCUCCUAAUGGACAGAGUGUAUCUUUGUUUUCAUCUAACAACAUCCACAGAGGAGCCAUGCAGAAGUUGCCUUAGAGACUCCUGAAUCUCUUUGGUCAUUUGCCCUCACUGCCAAUUGCCCCCUUUCCCUCGGGUCCCUGUGGGGAAGACUCUGCUAAAAUGGAGCCCCUCCUUUGUUGGUAUCGUUGGCUAUGCUCCCCACUGGUCUUUGUGUUUGGGUCUGGGAGUCCAGAAAUCGUGACAUCUCCCGCCUUGUGUCCUGUCCCAACCCUUCCUCACAUGACCAGGGAAUUCUGGUCGCAAUAAAACAUGUUGCUGCUGGUGGCUGA